UUUUGGGGUGUUUUGGGGUUAUUUUUGGGAUUAUUUUGGAGGUUAUUUGGGUGGGUUUUGGGUUACUUUGGGCUGGUUCUGAGUUCCUUUCUGGGUGUUUUUCCCCAGUUUUCCCCAGGAUGGAGCCCCCGGCCCAGCCCCCCUCCUGCUUCCGCUCCCGCCUGGAAUUCUGCCCCGAGUGCGGCUCGGUGCUGCCCCGGCCCGGCGCCGCCAGCGCCCUGCCCUGCCCCCGCUGCGGCUUCUGCCUGCUCGCCUCAGAGCUGCGGGGCUGCCUCGUGCGGAGCUCGCUGCGCUUCAACGGCCCCGGGGGGGGGAGGGGCGGGAGCGGCCCCGCCCCCCAGGAGGGACCCACGGUGGACAGAACGUGCCCCCGGUGCUCCCACCAGGGGAUGUGCUUCCACCCGGGAUUCUGGGGUGAAUAAAUGGAUUUUUAGGGGUAUUUUUGAGAUAAAUAAUUAUAAUUUUUGCUGUUUUAGGUUGACAGAACCUGCCCCAGGUGCUCCCACCAGGGGAUGUGCUUCCAUACGGGACUGUGGGGGUAUUUUUGAGAUAAAUAAAUUGAAUUUUGGGUUAUUUUUUUGCUGUUUCAGGUGGACAGAGCCUGUCCCAGGUGCUCCCACCAGGGGAUGUGGUUCCGCAGGGGAUUGUGGGGUGAUGUAAUGGAAUUUUAGGGAUAUUUUUAGGGUAAAUAAUUAUAAUUUUUGCUAUUUCAGGUGGACAGAGCCUGUCCCAGGUGCUCCCACGCGGGGAUGUGGUUCCACCCGGGACUGUGGGGUGAUUUAAUGGAAUU
Messenger RNA from Passer montanus (Eurasian tree sparrow), 790 nucleotides. It is a transcript of the gene POLR1H, whose product is annotated as RNA polymerase I subunit H. Gene Ontology annotation, molecular function: DNA-directed RNA polymerase activity; nucleic acid binding; zinc ion binding. Bases 120 to 422 code for a protein of 100 amino acids. The record is from RefSeq and is a predicted model, not a curated record. Gene Ontology annotation, cellular component: RNA polymerase I complex. Lineage: Eukaryota; Metazoa; Chordata; Aves; Passeriformes; Passeridae. Gene Ontology annotation, biological process: DNA-templated transcription; termination of RNA polymerase I transcription. The transcript has 3 exons.